Molecule: messenger RNA, 2395 nt
Organism: Cryptomeria japonica (Japanese cedar)
Lineage: Eukaryota; Viridiplantae; Streptophyta; Pinopsida; Cupressales; Cupressaceae
Product: protein DETOXIFICATION 16
Exons: 10
Coding region: 530-2059 (509 amino acids)
Biological process (GO): xenobiotic detoxification by transmembrane export across the plasma membrane
Cellular component (GO): membrane
Molecular function (GO): antiporter activity; xenobiotic transmembrane transporter activity
Source: RefSeq, a predicted model, not a curated record
CGUUCGCCGUGAUUAAAUCUAAACAAGAGGGAAUCUGUUUAACGGCUGCAAUUCUCAUCCUCGCAUAAACAUAAGAAUCAUUUUCAAUAAUGCCUUCAUCUAAUUCCAAUAAGGUGCCCAAUGAUCGGCCAAUUUUUUCAAGACACGGAUCCCCCCAAUACUCAAUUGGUAGAUUGAACAGUCUAAUCCAUACGGGUGAUUCAUAGAUCGCCAAAUUUAAUGGAUUAAAGUUGGGUGUCCAGGGUUGAAUGUAUAGUGGAAACUUUUCAAAAUACCAGUUUUUCGCAUUUAGGGCUUUGUCUCUUUCUUCUUUAUCUGCAAAAAUUAUGACAAAGAAGCCUUUUGGGAGGUAUUUUACCACUACUUGGCUACCCCAAUUCUUCUCAACCCAGGGCGUGAUGCAUUUCCUUGGCUGUUUGGGGCCAAUAAUUCGGGCAAUAAACGCUAGAUAGGCGAUUCACUGUUCUUAUGGUGUAAACAUAUACACACUUAAAAGUUGUUCUAACACAAUUCUUCCGUUUGAUCAACAAUGGAGACUGGUGAUUCAAUUCAUAGCCAUGGCCAUGAGAAUUAUAUGUUACACCCACUUCUUGCCAAGGAGGACACAGUUGUGUUUGAGGAUGAGCAAGAUGAAUGGAAGUGCAGUAAAGGUCUAGUAUGGGAGGAAGUAAAGAAACAAUGCUGGAUAGCAGGGCCCAUGGCGUCUGUGAAUUUGUUACAAAUCAGCUUGCGGUUGAUAUCUGUUAUGAUGGUAGGGCAUUUAGGGGAGCUUGCUCUCUCUGGUGCAUCUAUUGCUUCUUCCUUUGCAGGUGUCUCCGGCUUCAGUUUGCUGAUGGGAAUGGGAAGUGCAUUGGAAACACUAUGUGGACAGGCCUAUGGGGCAAAGCAAUACCAUCUGCUGGGCAUUCAUGUGCAGAGAGCAAUUUUUACUCUUUUUUGUGUGAGCAUACCACUUGCUGUGGUGUGGGCUUACAUGGGCAACAUUCUCAUUGCAUUUGGGCAGAACCCUUUAAUAUCUUUUGAAGCAGGAAAAUUUGCUAGAUGGAUGAUUCCCAGUUUGUUUGCUCAUGCAGCUCUUCAACCCCUUGUAAAAUUUCUUCAGUCACAAAGCAUUGUCUUUCCCAUGAUGCUAUGCUCUGCAAUUACAUUGUGUUUCCAUGUUCCCAUUUGCUGGGCUUUGGUAUUUAAAACUGGAUUAGGUAGUAAAGGGGCUGCCUUGGCAACCAGCGUUUCUAACUGGCUUAAUGUGGCACUUCUUUUACUAUGUAUUAAGAUUUCACCUGCUUGCAAGAGGACUUGGACAUACUUUUCAAGGGAGGCGUUGCAUAAUAUUAAAGAUUUUCUCAAGCUUGCCAUUCCAUCUUCAGUGAUGCUCUGCUUGGAGAAAUGGUCCUUUGAAAUGCUUGUUCUCUUCUCAGGUCUGUUGCCUAAUCCAAAACUAGAGACAUCAGUUCUUUCAAUCUGCAUUAGCACGAAUGCUCUAGUAUUUAUGAUUCCCCUUGGUUUUGGUGCUGCUGUAAGUACACGAGUCUCAAAUGAAUUAGGAGCUGGACACUCACAUGCUGCCCGCUUAGCAGUCUAUGUAGUGUUCUUUAUGGCAAUCACGGAGGCAGUCAUGAUAGGAUGUCUUUUAUUCUCUAUAAGAAAUGUCUGGGGCUCUGCUUACAGUGAUGAAAAGGAAGUCAUUAAUUAUGUUGCAAGCAUGCUCCCACUGGUAGCAGUCUCCUCAAUUUUGGAUGGAAUCCAAGGCGUUCUGUCAGGCGUUGCUAGAGGAUGUGGAUGGCAAAAAUUUGGUGCUUAUGCUAAUCUUGGGGCAUAUUACAUGGUUGGCAUUCCCGUAGCUGUCCUCUUAGCCUAUGUACUGCAUUUUGGUGGCAGGGGGCUCUGGCUUGGACUUACCUGUGGCAUUUCUGUACAAUCAAUUUUACUGUUCUUAAUGACUUCAUGUACAGACUGGGAACAACAAGCAAGAAAAGCAAGAGAAAGAGUAUAUACAUCAGCAUUACCCAUAGUUACUGAGGAUACAAUAAAGAGUUUUGGAAGGAACCUGAAAUCUUGAACAACAAAAAUAAAGAUCAAACGGCAUGAAACCAAAACCGAAUUUUGAUAAUCAAUAUUCAAACUGUUUGAACACAGAAGCUGAUUUAGGACUGCCUCGAGCUCUAAACCGUGUCAAGGUAGUUCAGCUGUAACAGCAAUGUCAUUAUUGAAUGAGACCACUUUCGUUAGUUUAUUUAACAUGCUCAAGCACUUUUGUUGGCUAAUAAGAAAAACCAUUGUCCAUUUGCUCGUUGAAUUCUGAUCCUGAUCAAAUACAAAAUUCAAUGGUCGGAUGGUUCAUGUAAUUCUUCUGUAAUGUGUUGUUAUGCAUCCUUUUUUUCGUUAAGAAACUUUG